UCAUUUUCCCAAUUUCUCUGCUCUCUCUGUGCAAUGUCCUCUCAGUUGAGAUAGGAUCAGGUAAAUUCAUUUCCCCAAUUUCUCUGCUCUCUCUGUGCAAUGUCCUCUCAGCGCGCAGAUCUAGCGUGCCGGAUCUUCCCGGAACCCGAUGCAUCCCAAAUCGACCACUUCGACCGCCUCCCGGAUUCCCUCCUCCUCCUCGUCUUCAACAAGAUCGGCGACGUAAAAGCCCUAGGCCGCUGCUGCGUCGUUUCUCGCCGCUUCCACUCCCUCGUCCCCCAGGUCGAAAACGUCGUCGUCCGCGUCGACUGCGUCAUCUCCGACGACGACUCUUCUUCCUCCUCCGCCGCCUCCGACAAGUCCCGCGGCCCUUUCUGGAACCUCCUCCGCCUCGUCUUCGGCGGAAUCGUUAAGCCCAUCCAAACCCUCGGCCAGUUUCUCGGCCCCAAACGCCCAUCCUCUUCCUCCCCCACCCCAUCCUCCUCCAUUGCCGUCGGCACCGAUGAUGACUCAGACGCCGGCGUCACGCACCACUCCCCCACUCAGGUCCUCAAAAACUUCAACGAGAUUCGCCUCCUCCGGAUCGAGCUCCCCAGCGGUGAGCUUGGCAUCGAAGACGGUGUCCUCCUUAAAUGGUGUACUGUAUGUCCCAUCGGUCAAUCGGCCAAAACCAAUCCUCAGGUCCAUCUGGUUGGAAAAACUCGUACAUAAAACACCAGAGACGACCUGGUAAAUAAAUUGCGUAGGUCCAUUCCGACGGCAAGAGCCGCCGCUCGCCCUCGCCAACUACUGCUGGUAGUGCGGUACCUGAGCCCUAAGCUGUCAGUCGCCACUUUAAUAGGUCUCAAAUUCAGUCCUUCGAAAUCAAGUUCGUGCGUGAAGCACGAAUCUUCAACUAGAAAUUUGAGAAGCUCAAACCCGCUGCCGAGGAGGUCGAGCACGUGGUGGCGCUAAUGCUUCCCCUGUGAAGGUCAAAGACGGUGUUGUGAUUGUCCUGUGAGAUUUUUAUCGUCAUUCAUUAUAAAAUUGUAGACAUUUGUUUAUUUUGAUACAUUUUUGUGUUUGGGAUUGGUAUUGGUUUGGGUUCUGAGAUUUUCAGUGAUAUGAUAUGGUUUUCCAGUGAAGUUGUAAUUGCACCUUUAUUGUGUGUUUAUUGGUUUAGGUCUUUCCUAUAUAUAUAUAUGUGAUUAUGUGA
Molecule: messenger RNA, 1195 nt
Organism: Vigna unguiculata (cowpea)
Lineage: Eukaryota; Viridiplantae; Streptophyta; Magnoliopsida; Fabales; Fabaceae
Product: F-box protein At5g46170 pseudogene
Source: RefSeq, a predicted model, not a curated record